Molecule: messenger RNA, 3487 nt
Organism: Podarcis muralis (Common wall lizard)
Lineage: Eukaryota; Metazoa; Chordata; Lepidosauria; Squamata; Lacertidae
Gene: TUBGCP5
Product: tubulin gamma complex component 5
Biological process (GO): cytoplasmic microtubule organization; meiotic cell cycle; mitotic cell cycle
Cellular component (GO): microtubule organizing center; spindle pole; gamma-tubulin complex
Molecular function (GO): microtubule minus-end binding; gamma-tubulin binding
Source: RefSeq, a predicted model, not a curated record
CUCUCCCUCCUCCUGGAGAAUCGGGAACGGAAACCUCGCGGCACUUGCCGCGAGAUGUUAUGUGGACGAUGGCGUCCGAAAACAAACGGAAGCGCCGAAAGGUGACCACAUAGGAGGGGGGGAGGGCGGAGAAAAAAUCCUCUCAGCUUCUUGCCUCGCUCAGGAAGCCUGUUUGGCGAUGGCAGCAGCGACGACACCCCCCGCGCACUGGAGCCGCUUCGAGCAGGAGCAAGACGUGACGUUGCGGGAGCUGAUCCGAAGGGUAACCGGCCUGAGCGGGCAAAGCAAGGAAGAGGCGGCCCACUUCCAGGCGGCGCUGAACUUCUCCUGGUCCAACUUCAGGUUUCAUCAAUUUCUUGAUGUCAGCCAGCACAAAGUGGACAAAAUAAUAGAGGGGAUUUAUGAAAAGCUGAUAGUUCAUUCAGACCUUGUUAAAGCUGCAAGCUGGAAGAGUUUAACAGAAGAGUUUCUGAAUUCUCCGCUUCCAACUACUGAAGGAACAAAGACAGAUGUCCAUUAUGCCAUACUCUCUCUUCUGUUGUGCUUAUCUGAUUCUCCUUCCAACACCAGUUAUGCAGAAAAACCAAGAGAGCAAGAAGUGGAAAAAGAAGAAUUUGAUUGGAGGAAAUACUUGAUGGAAGGUGAAGAAUUUGACUAUGGUCCUGAUGUAGAAACACCAGAGUGGUCUGAUGUAAGUGAUGAUGAUGAAGAUACUGAACCACUGAGUAGAGAAGACUCUGGCAUUCAGGUGGACAGGACACCCCAAGAAGAUCAGGAUCAAAACAAGAAGUCAUCACAUGUCACAUGGAAAGGUGAACCUGAUGCACGUACCUGGCUAGAGCAACAUGUAGUUGCUCAAUACUGGACUGGCAGAGGAGUUCGUUUUCCCCAUAGUUUGCAUUUUCAUUCCAAUUUAGCGGCUGUAUGGGAGCAGCACUUAUAUACUAGUGAUCCCUUGUACAUGCCGGAAGAGAAAAUUAUUGUUACUGAAACACAAGUCAUUCGUGAAACAAUUUGGCUGCUUUCAGGCGUAAAAAAUCUGUUUAUAUUUCAACUGAAUGAUGGAAAGAUUACUGUGAGAAAUGACAUCAUGAUGACUCACUUGACCCACAACUCAUUAAGAUCAAUGUUGGAGCGGAUAGCAGCAUAUGGGCAAGUUGUAUUUAGGCUGCAGAAGUUUAUUGAUGAAAUAAUGGGUCACAGCACAGAAAGUGGAAUACAUGGAAUCAUUUCCACUCCCAAGAAAUCGGCAGAAGCCCCAUUUAGAACCUAUCAAGCUUUCAUGAGAGCCCUCUAUAAAUAUUUCAUAAGUUUCAAAGAGGAACUUACCGAAAUUGAGAGGAGCAUAAUCAACAAAGAUGCAACAAUCACUCUUUCCAUAGUCAUGGAUAAGUUAUCACAUCGAUUAGCUCAGCUCAAUAUACUUCAUAAGGUUUUUAGCACUGGAGUAGCAGAAGUACCUCCUGACACUCGCAAUGUUGUAAGAGCAUCUCAUUUGCUCAAUACCCUGUACAAAGCAAUUCUUGACUACGAUAACGUUGGGGAAGCCUCUGAACAAACGGUAUCCCUCUUGUUUUCUCUCUGGGUUGAAACAGUGAGGCCAUAUUUACAGACAGUGGACGAAUGGAUUGUCCAUGGUAACUUAUUUGAUCCAGCAAAAGAAUUUAUUAUUCAGAGAAACAAAAACGUUCCAGUUAACCAUAGGGAUUUCUGGUAUGCUACCUACACUUUGUAUAGUGUGUCGGAAAAGACAGAGAAUGAGGAAAAAAUGAGUGAUAAUGCUAGUGCCAGUUCCGGCAGUGAUCAGGCACCCUCAAGUAGACAGCAUACCAUGGUCUCUUUUCUGAAACCUGUACUAAAACAGAUCAUUAUGGCUGGAAAGUCCAUGCAGUUGUUGAAGAACUUGCAAUGCACAGAUGGUUCUCCACAGCAGGCUGCAUCAAGAGAUGCAGAGAGGAAAAGCUUGUACACAUUAUUUCUGGAGUCUGUGCAGUCACGCCUACGGCACGGGGAGGAACCUGUUCAAGAUAUCAUUACAGAACAGCAGGCCACCAAGCAAAGUCUAAUAAAGAUGCAAUCUAUUGCAGCAAGACACUUAGAGCUGGAUGAUGUUCACGAUCCCUUGCUGGCUAUUAAUUUUGCAAGGUUGUAUUUGGAACAAGGCAGUUUUCAUGAGACGCUUACUGGUGAUGAUGUAUGCGUGGAUAGAUCAUCCGAAUCAGUUACGUGCCAGACAUUUGAACUGACAUUGAGGUCAUGUCUUUAUCCUCACAUAGACAAACAGUAUCUGGAGUGCUGUGGAAACUUAAUGCAAACAUUGAAGAAAGAUUACAGGCUGGUAGAGUACUUGCAGGCCAUGAGAAUUUUCUUGCUUGAGGCUGGUGAUACUAUGUAUGACUUCUAUACCUCCAUUUUUGAUAAAAUAAGAGAGAAAGACACAUGGCAGAGCGAACCAUUCCUUAAUGUCCAGCUCCAAGAGGCAGUUGGACAGCGUUAUCCAGAGGAUAGUUUAAGGUUGUCUAUAUUGUGUGAAAAUAUAGAUAUAGCAAAGAAGAAGCUUCCUGUUCAUACCUUGGAUGGCUUAAUAUUGAGCUACAAGGUCCCUUGGCCUGUGGAUAUAGUUAUAAGUGUGGAGUGUCAAAAAAUCUAUAACCAAGUGUUUCUUCUAUUGUUACAAAUAAAGUGGGCCAAAUAUAGUCUGGAUGUAUUACGAUUUCAUGAACUAGUCAGGGCUGCAGAAAAGCCCCAGAACAACGGAGGAGCUGUACUUGAACAAGAGACAUUUCUUCACUUUGGAUCACAAUUGGAGCCCAUUAAGCAACAAACUCAUCGGAUGUUCCUUUUGAGGAUGAAACUAAUGCAUUUUGUUAACAGCCUGCAUAACUACAUCAUGACUAGAAUUCUUCAUAGUACAGGUUUAGAAUUUCAACAUCAAGUAGAAGAAGCCAAAGAUUUAGACCAGCUGAUUAAAAUUCAUUACAGAUACCUUUCUACAAUCCAUGAUCGCUGCCUGCUGAGAGAAAAGGUUAGUUUUGUGAAAGAAGCUAUAAUGAAAGUGCUGAACCUAGUACUGAUGUUUGCAGACCGUUGGCAAGCUGGUUUGGGAGCUUGGAAGAUGGAAUCAAUAACGAAGAUGGAAUCUGACUUUAAAAACUGCCACAUGUUUCUUGUGACAGUACUGAACAAAGCAGUCUGCAGAGGUUCUUUCCCACAUUUGGAGUCUUUAGCCUUGUCACUCAUGGCUGGAAUGGAACAAAGUUAGUAAAAUGCAGAUGUGAUAAAACUACUCAAACGCCUGCAACUUCUUCUGUGUAACAUUGUAAUCAUCCAAUGCCGAUUGCUUGCAUGAAGUAUAUUUUGAACUGUGUGGCAGGGUUUUCAUUUUGAGUGGGAUUGCAGUAUUAUUUUUAGGAUGUACAUAUUUGUGCUUGAAACUGUAAAAACAGCAACACAUUCAUCUGUAAAUAAAACAUUGAAUGCAAUUAUU